AUGUCGCGGCAGGCACUCGUCUUUGAUGGGUUAUGGCACUCACUUUGCCCAUCAUUCAACCGAUUACCAUUGGGUCGCCCGUCAUAUCUACUCAAGUCACGGAAAUACAGCUCCAGGCCAUGUCCGCAACCCGCGAUUCGAAUUGCGCCGAAAGUGCCACGGCGGUACUAUGCCAGCCAAGAUAAAGAAAUCGGCGACUCUAGUACACCUGACGAAAAACUGACUCAUAUCCUGCAUUCAAACAAUGACGAUCCCACAUCCUCCCCGGAACCAAAAUCUAAACCCCAAUUCAAACCCAAUCCACAUGAAGCAGAUAAUGCAGACCGUCCAUUGCGCAAACCUCGGAUGCCACUUCCCAGGGUACCCGAUUCCUUUUAUACAAAAUCAGCCGCUGAGCUCGAAAGCAUGUUACGGCGGAUGAUGACCAAACAACCGAAUAUUAUCGGUGCGACUCAGAUUUUACGAGCUUUGAUUCGGGAUCAUAAAACCGAACCGCAUACACGCCACUAUCAAGCGUUAAUACUAGCCCACUGCGACCAUCAGAUGGGAUCACCGGAGGUGGUACAACAUCUGUUACAGGAAAUGGAGGAGAAUGGUGUCACGGCGGACUCGGGAACACUUCAUGCAGCUUUAAAGGCUCUUGCUGUUCAUCCAGAUUAUAUACUACGACAAGAUGUUCUUCGGAUGCUUCGAGACAGGUGGCUGACUGUUAGUCCCGACGGAUGGCAUUUCAUGGUCGCGGGUCUUCUCCGAGAUCAUCAGUUUGAGCUGGCGCUAGAUCAAAUUUCACUAAUGGAACGGAAAGGAACUCAUAUUGAAAAUUGGCUACACAGUAUGGCUGUCUACCAGCUGUGUGACUUUCAAGAGUUUGAUGAAGUUUACCGCUUAAUGCAAGCCCGCAUUGAGCAAGGCCAUGAUAUGACGCCUGAACUCUGGGCGCAUGUGUUGAAAACUGCAAGUCAAGCUCUGCAUUAUGAUUUGACCUGCUUUAUUUGGCGGCGAAUGGUGGAUCUGGGCUAUCUGAAGCCAUCUCUGGACAUUUACAGUAAUGCUUUGACAAUUGCAUCGGAGGCCGGUGAUAUUGAGUUGGCUCUUUCUAUUGUCCGCUCCUGUGAUGCCCGUAACUUCCCCUUGAAGGCCCAGGAUUACCAACAACUUCUGCAUAUUUACUUGCGGUCUGGGGAUCUUGCCGCUUCCUUCAAGCUGCUUUGUACGAUGCACGAACUCGGGGUUGUGCCUGCGGAGCAGUCAAUCGAGUCCGUGGUCUCCCACAUGAUCGACCACCACACCGACCCCCGUGAAGCGUGGCAGAUGCUCAAACGCUUGAAGAAUGACAAACGAGAAAUCCCCAUUGGCUGUGUUCGCAUCAUCGCUGAACUCUGCGAGAAUUUGGCCCAUGAUGACCCAUCAGUGGUGGAUGAUGCAGUGGGUUUCUACAAAGAACUCUAUACUUUGUGCCCCGAGGGGGCCGACGUUCACGUCUACAACAUUUUGAUUCGGAUGUGCCGGCAUGCCCAAAACCGGCCGUCGGGUCUAUUUCUUGUGAAAGAAAUGGCAUCCUUUGGCAUUGUCCCCGAUGUCACUACCUUUGAAUCCCUCAUCCUGAUGUGCCUCGAUGCGCGCAAUUACCAAUCGGCAUACAUGUACCUCCGAGACCUGUUGGACCGGGGAGACGAAGUCAGUGAUGAGACCCGUGAGCAGAUUCGCCAUCUUUGUUCCCAAUCUGUGAAUGAAUUUGCAGUGCGACUCCAACAUCACCCUGCUGUUCAAUUCGUGGAGCGUCCUGUAGCGCCGGCGAGCAGCGUGGACAAAGAUUCAACCCUGGACCAGUCUCAAAACACGGCUGAUCAAACAGGACAUCGCCGUUAUGGUCGACCUUGGGUCCGAGCCGCGUUCCGACGUCAGACGCUCUCGGACGAAGACCGUAUCGCAUGGAAUAAGAAGCGGCGGCAAAAUAAACGGCGGCACGAGGCGAUUGCUCGGACGGGCGAGUCCGAGGCUUAG
Molecule: messenger RNA, 2004 nt
Organism: Penicillium verhagenii
Lineage: Eukaryota; Fungi; Ascomycota; Eurotiomycetes; Eurotiales; Aspergillaceae
Product: pentatricopeptide repeat protein
Exons: 2
Coding region: 1-2004 (667 amino acids)
Molecular function (GO): protein binding
Source: RefSeq, a predicted model, not a curated record